Phytophthora infestans T30-4 is the source of this 246-nucleotide messenger RNA. RefSeq lists its product as uncharacterized. Lineage: Eukaryota; Oomycota; Peronosporomycetes; Peronosporales; Peronosporaceae. Bases 1 to 246 code for a protein of 81 amino acids. The record is from RefSeq and is a predicted model, not a curated record. The transcript is spliced from 3 exons.
AUGGCGCGCGGAACGCCGGCUAUACUGCGGCGACAAGCCACCCUUCGACCCCCCGAGCACACCGAGCGGCUCACCAAGACACGCCGCCUGCCGCUCCCACUCUUGCCGCUUCCCAAGUCCGUUGCUGUGGUAUUGCGAGGCCCCGCCGUAAACCACGCGAACCACGUGGCUGCUAGCGACUGUGCCUCCUUCGGGGUUGGGCAAGAUGAGUGUGGCAGUCAGGACUUCGGCUACGUCUUCGUCUAG